Chelmon rostratus (copperband butterflyfish) is the source of this 915-nucleotide messenger RNA. RefSeq names its product cyclin D3 (gene ccnd3). The record is from RefSeq and is a predicted model, not a curated record. Gene Ontology annotation, molecular function: cyclin-dependent protein serine/threonine kinase regulator activity. Gene Ontology annotation, cellular component: cytoplasm; nucleus; cyclin-dependent protein kinase holoenzyme complex. The transcript is spliced from 5 exons. Gene Ontology annotation, biological process: mitotic cell cycle phase transition; positive regulation of G1/S transition of mitotic cell cycle; regulation of cyclin-dependent protein serine/threonine kinase activity. NCBI's taxonomy places the organism in Eukaryota, Metazoa, Chordata, Actinopteri, Chaetodontiformes, Chaetodontidae. Bases 1 to 915 code for a protein of 304 amino acids.
AUGGAUCUUAGUGAAGAUGGACAGCUUUGGAGUCGAUCCCUAGAUACAAAUGGAGAUGAGGUGGGGCGUGAUUUGGUCCUCAGGGCGGCCGGCGACCACGUCAUGACCGGCGAUCCCAGAGCACUGCACCACCUGACGGCCAUGGAAAAGACCUGCCGGGUGUCCCCUUAUUUUGGGAGUGUCCAGACGGACAUCCAGCCGUACAUGCGGAGGAUACUGGCAGUGUGGAUGUUUCAGGUGUGUGAGGAGCAGAAGUGUGAGGAGGAGGUGUUCCCACAGGCGGUGCGUUACCUGGACUGUUACCUGAGCCGCUUUGCCAUUGAAAAGUCCAACCUGCAGCUUUUAGGGGCUGUUUGCAUGUUCCUGGCCUCCAAAAUGAGAGAGACCGUCCAGUUGUCUGCCAGCAAGCUUUGCAUCUACACAGACAACUCCAUUUCAGUCUCAGACCUCCUGCAGUGGGAGGUGGCAGUGGUGUCCAGGUUGGACUGGUGUCUGGCCUCUGUGGUACCCUCUGACUUCCUGGAGCCAGUUCUUCACGGUCUCCCCUUUGUUCAGCUCCACCACCUUCCAAACAUACGCAGACACGUUCACGCCUUCAUCGCUCUGGCAGCCACUGACUGUAGGUUUUCAGUGUUCUUGCCCUCCACUGUUGCAUGCGCCUGUGUGAGCCUCGCCACGCAGAGGCUAAAGUUAGUGGACGCCGCUGUCGCUACUGAUUUGGUUAUGAAGUUUUUGGCCGACCUUUUGCCCAUUGAUCUGAGCUCUGUCCUCCUCUGCUAUGACCAGCUUGGGAGUGUGUUGGAGCUCGGCCUGCCCUCUUGUUUCCAGGCCAGCGUUUGCAGAUCAGGAGCACACGGCUCAGAGAUCAGCUACACCCCUGCUAGCAUUCAAGAUGUUGAAUUGACAUCAAGUUAA